CCUGUUUGCAGCCGAGCCCGCGUCUCGCUUCCCGAAGAAGAAAGAGCAGGGCAGGUAGCAAGAGGAAAUUCUGUUAUCUCAAAGACGGCAGUUAGAAAUUUUUGAAUGCUUGGCUGCUUUCCUUCCAAAUAGCUUUGUUGAAUGAUUCUUUUAGGCUGUUGAUACUGGACAGACCUAAAAAGACUUCUGCAGUGGUCCUCAAGGACUGACGCUGAAAAGGAGGAAGGCAAAAUAAAACAAAGCUAGCUUCUGCGGAAGAAAUGGCCCUCACACACAAAACAGAGGCAACCAAGGGUCUCCUAAAAGAAAACGUAGACCCGGAAAUAAAAAUGGAAGCGCAGUGUUCCUCAGGCCUUCAAUCUGGAGAAGGAAGGAAAAGAGAAGAUUUCCCAGAAACCGGGAAGAUUAAGCAGGAGUUUAUCUACCAAGUGAAAAAAGAGCCAGAGGAAGGGCCAUCUGGAAACUGGGAUGCCCAACUGCAGGAGUUCCUGAAGACGCUGCAGGCUCCUGAUGCCGGCAGAGACAGCCCUUCACUGGCCUGGGGUGACCCUAAAACCACCCAGGUGCUCUCUCAGAGGAUGAGGGAUGCGAGCAACUGUCCCAGAGUACUUUGGAUGACUCAGGCCCAGCCACCCCUGGCCGCUGAAGCCCAGGGGGACUAUGAGAGUUCUCAGGAAGCCGCACCGGGCGGGAGGGGGCAGAAGGGGGCCGGGAGUGGGCCUGGGGCCAGGGUGGAGAAACAGCGCCAGCAGUUCCGGGAGCUUUGUUACCAAGAGGCCGAAGGGCCUCGCAAACUCUGCAAGCAUCUCCAAGAACUUUGCCACGAGUGGCUGAAGCCGGAGAAGCACACCAAGGACCAGAUCUUGGAUUUGGUGACGUUGGAGCAGUUCUUGGCCAUCCUGCCUUCGAAUAUGCAGAGCUGGCUGAGAGAAAACGCUCCGAGGACCUGCGCCCAGGCCGUGUCGCUGGCAGAAGACUUCCUCGUCAGGCAGCAGGUCAAAGGAUGGAGCAAGCAGAUGAUGGGGAUGACAGAGGAGGAAUCUGAAAAGCCCCCCAAAGGAAACCAAGCUCUGUCGGAGAUGGUGAAGGCACGGCUUUUUAAGGAAGCCAAGCAAGAAGCCGGAGGGGAGGAAGGCUCACUGGUCGAUGGUUGGCCUGAGCCACAGAGGACAUCGCUGGGAACGGCUAGAGAGAAUUACUUCCUGGCUCCCAAUGGGACUCAACAUGGAGCAGAGCAGCAGGACAGAAACAAAAGCGAGGCAGGGACAGAGGAGGUGGAGGGCUCACAAGGGUUUUUCCAAGCGGCUCCUGAAUCCCCCUUCCUCAACACCAAGGGGAAGUACGACGCGGGGGGCCUCAGCCAAAGCUCCCACCUCGACGCGUGCGAGAACCCUGACCCGGAGGAGAAACGUUACAAGUGUUGGCAUUGCAGCCAGACCUUCGGCAGCAGCUCGGAUCUCUUGACUCACGAGAGGACCCACGUGGACGAGAAACUCUACAUCUGCUCCCACUGCGGAGAGAAGAAGAGAAUCCGCCCAGGGCAGUACUCCCGCAUCUGCUCCCACUGCGGGAAUAAUUUCGGCUGGAUCCCCAAGGAGAAGCUGGGCGCUGACCUAGACAAAUGCUUCAUGUGUUCGGAGUGCGGGAAAUGCUACAUUCGGCAGACGGACUGCCUCAAGCACCAGAAAACCCACAGCGGAGAGAAGCUGUUCAUUUGCACAGCCUGCGGGAAAAAAUUCAUCUCGUACACCUCCCUCAAAAUGCACCAGAUGGUCCAUCGUGGGCAAGACACUCACCAGUGUUUGCGAUGUGGGAAAUCCUUCAUGUCCCGGUCGCACCUGUUGCUGCACGAACUGGUCCACAAGAACAGCUCGCACUGCGGGAAAAGCUUCAGCCGCAAAGCAGAACUGGGGGAACAUGAGAAAACUCACACAGCCACCGAGUAGCCGUUCCACCUUCCUUGAACUAAUAGGAAGAACAUUUUCUUGAACCUCAGGCGACAAAGCCCACUUUGAAGGGACGGAGAGACACUUGAACUUUUAAAAGCCUUAGAUGUGGUCACUUACGAGCUCCCAAAUUUUAUUACCCAGGUAUUUUUCUUUUUAAAUAUGGCAAAAUUAAGAAAACAAGUCAAAACUUUUACUUAGAAAGUCAUGGUAAAAGGACUGUGGGGGAUUCCAAGUCGGAGUGUUUCUAAAAGUAGGAACACAGCAGUUCUCUGUAAUUGCGUAAAGCUGUUUUUGUCUUCCUAGGAUCCGGUGCCAGCUGAGAGGCAACUGUCUUGUUGCAGGAAAAGGCAUGGCUGUUUUGUAGACAGAUGCCACGUUGGCACUCCAAAUUUGUUUUUCAAGCGAUCAAAUCCGAAAUUAAACCGCAUGGUCCAGCUAUUACCUAAACUUGAUUGUAAUUAAAUUUAAAGACAAAUAAGUCAAACAGAGCAUUUUCAUGCUCCCGGUGCUACUUUUUAGAGAUCACACAAGCAGCACUCCAAGCUUUUUCUCCUUAGGAGAAAAAAAAAAUGCAUAGAUGAAUUUUUGUUACAGAAUCAUAGGGACCUUGGAGGUCUUUUAGCUCAACCCCCUGCCCGUUGAUGAUUUCAUAUAAAAAGAAACAACGCCUUUUUGAUGUAGCUGUAAACUCUUAAGUUGGUUUGUGAACCACAUUUAAAAUGCAAAACUACUUAAUUUUUUUUUUUUUAAAGUAGGAUUUACAUGUUCGAAAUGUUUGCAGAAAGGGACACAUAUUAGUAAAAGAAAGCUCUUUGGCCUGUGAUGGCACAGCAUAUGGUAGUAACAUCUUCAUUUAUUUGCCCAGAAAUGUUUUGUGGAAAAAUGAGAUGACAGACAGGGGCUGAUGCCACAGGUCUCAUGGAACUAGAUGCUGCACCUCGACAUUGUAUUUUUAAAAAGGAAAAAAAAAAGUCCAGCAAUGCAGCAGGAUGGGGGCAUUGUGGGCAGGCUGAACUGGGAGAAGCCUUCCCCAGCCCAGAUCCAGAUGUUUUGAAACCACAAUACCCAGAAUUCCUAGCAAGGAUGUUCCUUGGCCAAUUGUUAGACAAUUCUGGGAGUUUCCAAGGCAGUGAGAAGUUUUUCUUUCUUUCUUUCUUUCUUUCUUUCUUUCUUUCUUUCUUUCUUUCUUUCUUUCUUUCUU
Molecule: messenger RNA, 3150 nt
Organism: Thamnophis sirtalis
Lineage: Eukaryota; Metazoa; Chordata; Lepidosauria; Squamata; Natricidae
Source: RefSeq, a predicted model, not a curated record